Molecule: messenger RNA, 2090 nt
Organism: Dipodomys ordii (Ord's kangaroo rat)
Lineage: Eukaryota; Metazoa; Chordata; Mammalia; Rodentia; Heteromyidae
Gene: Eps8l3
Product: EPS8-like 3
Exons: 19
Coding region: 80-1855 (591 amino acids)
Biological process (GO): Rho protein signal transduction; positive regulation of ruffle assembly; regulation of Rho protein signal transduction
Cellular component (GO): ruffle membrane; plasma membrane; vesicle
Molecular function (GO): actin binding
Source: RefSeq, a predicted model, not a curated record
GCCACCAGCUGCCAUUGUAGAAGAAGGCAUGGAACUGUAGACCAGAGAUCAGGAUGGGAGCUUCCUCAGCAGUGGCAACAUGUCCCGGCCCAGCAGCAGAGCCAUUUACUUGCACCGGAAGGAGUACUCCCAGAACCUGACCUCAGAGCCCACCCUCCUCCAGCACAGGGUGGAGCACCUGAUGACAUGUAAGCUGGGGACACAGAGAGUCCAGGAGCCCAAGGAUGCCUUGCAGAAGCUGCAGGAGAUGGAAGCACAAGGCCGAGUAUGGAGUCAAGACCUGAUCCUGCAGGUCAGGGAUGGCUGGCUCCAGCUGCUGGACAUCGAGACAAAGGAGGAGCUGGACUCUUAUCGACUUGACAACAUCAAGGCCUUAGAUGUGGCACUGAACACCUGCUCCUACAACUCUAUCUUGUCCAUCACUGUGCAAGAGUCUGGCCUGCCAAGCACCAGCACGCUGCUUUUCCAGUGCCACGAAGUGCAAGCAGAGCGAUUGAAGACAAGCCUACAGAAAGCUCUGGAGGAAGAGACAGAACAAAGCAAACCUAAAUUUGGAGGCCUUUAUCAUCCAGGCCAGAACAGAUGGAGAGGGCCUUUUCUGGAAAGGCCCUUUCCUAUAGAUCAGGCACCCUCUGUGGAGUGGGGAUCCUCACCAGAACAACUCCACCAGAUGACUCCAGAACACAGCCUCCCACCAUCUCCAAAACCCCUGCUACGCUACCACAGUACUCAAGAACCAAAUGCCUUCACUCCACCCCCUCCAAGGAGGAGCCCAUCCCCUGAGGACCCUGAGAGAGAUGAGGAGAUACUCAAUCACACCCUAAAGGACAUCGAGCUAUUCUCAGGGAAGCUGAAGGAGAUCCAGGGAAAAGCCAAUCACAAGAAGAAGAAGAAGGCCUGGAAAAAAAAGAGCAAGAAACAGGGUGGAAUCCCACAGGAGCAUUUCAUUGACUGCUUCCAGAAGAUCAAAUUGAGCUUCAACCUCUUGGGGAAACUGGCCAUCAGGAUGCAGGACACAAGUGCCCCAGAAUUCGUGCACAUCAUCUUCCAAACUCUGAACUUCAUCCUGUCGCAGUGCCCUGACCCUGGCCUGACAGCCCAGGUGGUCUCACCUCUGCUCACUCCCAAAGCCAUCAAUCUGCUGCAGUCCUGUCUAAGCCCAAAUGAAAGUAACUUCUGGAAGGGGCUGGGUGCAUCCUGGACCAUCAGCCGGGAUGACUGGACAGGCACUGAGCCCUCACCUUACCAACCCACAUUCUAUGAUGGAUGGCAGCCUCCAGAGCCCUCCUCUCCGGCACCCUUAAGACACCAGGACUCCUUUUCUAGGCCUAGGUCAGAGAGCACCUCACACUUUGCUCGGGAAGAGACAAACAGCCAUGGUCUUCAACCUUGGGAUGUCAACCUCCAUCCCAGACCCACCAAGCCCAUCCUGAAGAUGCAGGUGCUAUAUGAGUUUGAAGCAAGGAACCCACAGGAACUGACUGUGCUCCAGGGAGAGGUGCUAGAGGUCCUGGACCAGAGCAAGCGGUGGUGGCUGGUGAAGAAUGAGACUGGACAGCGUGGCUACAUCCCCAGCAACAUCCUGGAGCCCCUGCAGAUGGGGGUCCCUGGGAGUCAGGGCCAGUCACCCCCUCGGGCUCCAAUGCUUCGAAUGAGCUCCAAGCCUGAGGAGGUCACAGCCUGGCUGAAAGCAGAGAACUUCUCCACUAUCACGGUGAAGAGCCUUGGGACCCUGAUGGGAAGCCAACUACUUCGCAUGCGACCUGGAGAGCUGCAGAUGCUGUGUCCACAGGAGGCCCCAAGGAUUCUGUCCCGGCUGGAGGCUGUCAGAAGGACACUGGGAAUAAGUCCUUAGGCAACAGCUCAGACACUUCCAAGACUAAGGAGCUCUCAGAUGCAAGAUGGAGCAUGUGGUCCUCUUUAGAGCCCCAAGAAUUCCUCUUCCAGCUUCCCAGCUCAUGGCAAACCACACAUUUCAGCAAAGAGAUGAAUAGGUCCAGAUACUGCAGCAAAUGGUACCUUUCUUACUGUGCUGGAGCCUGCCUCAGUUACUGCCUAUUUAUUUUAUCCCUUUCCUAAGCCUGGCUCAA